Molecule: messenger RNA, 750 nt
Organism: Cavenderia fasciculata
Lineage: Eukaryota; Evosea; Eumycetozoa; Acytosteliales; Cavenderiaceae
Product: putative glutathione S-transferase
Exons: 3
Coding region: 1-750 (249 amino acids)
Source: RefSeq, a predicted model, not a curated record
AUGACAGAAACAACAACUGCAGUUAAACCAUUACAAUUCUAUGGAACCUCUUCACCCAAUGUAUGGAAGGUACAGUUAUUGUUAAAAGAGUUGAAUGUACCAUUCGUAUAUCACCACUUGGACAUUCGCAAUGGUGAUCAAUACAGUGCUGAAUUUAUUAAAGUUAAUCCAAAUGGAAAGUUACCAGCAAUCAUAGACCCAAAUAUUGAAGGUGAACCAGUACGUGUAUUUGAAAGUGGUAAUAUUUUAUUAUACUUGGCUGACAAGUACAAACGUUUCAUUCCACAAGAUAUUAAAGGUCGUACUGAAGUAUUGAAUUGGAUAUUCUGGCAAAUGGCAAACCUUGGACCAUCAAUGGGUAAUUUAUACCAUUUCUUAGUUUAUGCACCUGAAAAGGUACCAUAUGGAAUCAAUAGAUAUUUCAAUGAAGUGAGACGUUUACUUCAUGUUUUGGAUAAACAUUUAGACGGUAAAAAUUACAUAUACAACGAACAAUAUACUAUUGCAGACAUGGCCAUCUAUCCAUGGACCAAGAUUAUUAGCUUCCUUCCCGAUGUGAACCCUGUUGAAGAGUUCCCCAAUGUUUCACGAUUCAACAAAACCAUUGGUGAGCUUCCAUCAGUCACAGAGUUUAACCAAGAACUAGUCCAAUUCCAAUCACGGAACCCAUACAAACCACCAACCGACGAUGAAAGAAAAUGGAUGUUUAAUCGUGAUGGUCGUAGUUUAUCUCCAAACAACAGUCAAUAA